AAGAAGGUAUAGUAAUAGUGGCCGAGGAACCUUGAACUAUCGCGGUCAGCACAGAAGACAUACUACCAUCGAUAUGGUAGGUUCCGAACCACACCGAUCGCUAAACAGAACCCACGGUAAUUAGCAACGGUAAAUUUGUGUUGAAGUGACUCUUCGCGCAUACAUGAAUGAAGGAAAGUGCCUGAGGCGUCCGCAGCAAAGCAAUGCAAAGUUAAUGUUUGGUGCGUAUUGACAGUGGUCGUGUCUGGAACCCUAUGAUGUCUAGGACAAGGUUCUUCGCCAUCCUGUUGGUUUUCCUAUCCGUUUUCCUGUCCGAUAUUCGUGCACAAGACGAUUCGCUAGCUAGCAGCUUCCUCUCAGGUCUCUUCGAUACAAUAACAAGCACCGCGGAAUCUAAGGACUGUCCAGGAUUUUGCGUUCACGCAUUGGCAACAUUGAUAUGCGACGACGUGUUGGAAGACGUCCAAUGCCCAUCCUCAUCGAUGAAAUGUUGCGUGGAAAGACCUACACAACCUAACACAACCGAGACAUCUGAAUCCAAUGACACAGUUAAACAGGAAACCACGACAAUCGCCACAACAAGCAGCAGCACUACUAGUGGAACCACUACGAGCACCACGCCUUAUACAACAACAACAUCCAGUACAACUACAGCAAACAAUAAGAUAGCUUCAAACAGUCAAUCCAAUUCAACCGUCAACGAAGAAAAUAAGAGUCCAUGUACCGAAAAAAAAGGUGUAUGUGUGGAGGAACGCGUAGCAGAUUACUGCGAGGCGAUAUUAAACAUAACAAACCUGUGCAAACCGAACUUGAAAUGCUGCAUCUCCAGCGAAUCUUACGGUGAGAAUCAAUCAACCGACAUAAUAUUUCCUAAUAAAACAAAAAUCAACUAUACGAAAAUCGAAACGAGAACAACGCCAAAGACUACAACCACUACAUCAACAACUACAACACCAGCAACGACAACGCCAUAUUCGUUGGUUAAGGUAAAUGAAGUAACAACCACAAAGCCCCAGUUCGCCAAACAAUGUCCAGGGGAAUGUACGAAUGGAUUUUUCGCCCUGCUUGCUUGCAAUGAUAUUGACCCGAAUGCGGUCUGUCCAAAUAACGAAGCAUGUUGCAUUUCAGCGCCUGAUGAUGAACCUGUAGAUGAACCCCCUCGAAGAACAACCACGCCACAACCGACGACAAGAAAACCAGGCCCAAUUUGUCCAGGGUACUGUCUAGUUGAUGUAAUGACAGCUUUCUGUACGAAACCGUCAGUAUUAAUCUCACAUACAUCCACUUGCGGACGAGGUUUUAUUUGCUGUGACAAUACCCGUAUUAGUACUAGCCCUCCGAAACCCAAACCGCAAAAAGUGCAUUAUACACCUCCACCUACAACAACUACAAUUGACCCGCGACCAGAUUGUCCGGGCCCUUGCAUUGUGUCUUAUUUCAGCGUUACAUGCUUCAAUCAUGCAGAAUUGACUGAUGUAUUCAAAUGCAAAAAACCGGGAUUGAAAUGCUGUGCUCCUAAAUCCCUAAUAAAAGAAGUAUUAGGUCAAAAAGAUGAGGUAGGGAUAAAAGAGAGUACAACGAACCCAGGAUCAUCGUACACUAUGCAACCACCUGUUACAUUUCCUACAACUACAGACAUCACAAAGUCGAUCAUGACAACGCAACAAAGCAAGGUGUACAGCAAAUACGUCUGUGGUGUUAAGGGUACAUCCCGAAGAGGUCGUGUUGUUGGGGGUGAAGAUGGUGAAAAAGGUGAAUGGUGCUGGCAAGUGGCUCUGAUCAAUACAAUGAAUCAAUACGUUUGUGGAGGAGCAAUAAUUGGCAGUCAGUGGGUUAUAACUGCAGCACACUGCAUAACAAAAAUGGUCCGAUCAGGAGACACAAUUUACGUGCGUGUUGGCGAUCACGACCUAACCAAAAAGUAUGGCAGUCCAGGAGCUCAAACACUCCAAGUGGAAACGACAUACAUUCACCACAAUCACAAUAGUCAAACUUUGGACAACGAUGUCGCUUUGCUCAAACUCAAAGGCUCAGUAGAACUCAAGGAAGGCGUAUGUCUGGUGUGUUUACCAGGCAGGGGUGUUAAUAAGUCAGCAGGGCAGCGUUGUAUUGUCACUGGAUAUGGUUAUAUGAAAGAAGCUGGCCCAAUACCUCUUAAAGUACGAGAGGCCGAAAUUCCCAUUGUGAGCGAUUCAGAAUGCAUUAGAAAAGUGAAUUCCGUCACAGAGAAAAUAUUUAUCCUUCCUGCAGGAAGCUUUUGUGCUGGAGGAGAGGAAGGAAAUGACGCAUGUCAGGGAGAUGGUGGUGGACCACUAGUCUGCGAAGAUGAUGGGUUUUUUGAACUGGUCGGUUUGGUGUCUUGGGGAUUUGGCUGUGGGAGAGUCGACGUACCAGGAGUCUACGUCAAAGUAUCGUCUUUCAUUGGUUGGAUCAACCAAAUCAUUAGUUACAGUAACACGUAGUACUUCUUCCCUUAAAAACUUUUUAAGCCAAAAAUAUUUCGUAUAGGUAUUUCAUUGUCCUCCCUUAAAUGUAAAUAUUUCUUCUUACUUAAUUUCCCUUUUAUACUGUUAUAUCGAAUGAAAACGACAUCAUAGUAGGAGUGGAAAUAUAAAUUUCAUUUGAGCUCUACUAUGUCUUUCCCUCAAGUUCUUUUUAAAUGUUAAAACCACUGCAUAACUAUGAAAAGAAAAAUAUAACUACGUUUGCGCAGAACGUUAAAAAGUUUUAAAAGUAGCAACAUUAUCACUUAUUGUCAAAAACAGCUAUAGACAUAGUAAACCUCAAACCAAAAAGUUUUUUUUCGCUUGCUGUACCAUCGUUUUCAUUGCUAUAUAGUUGAGUUUUUACAGGUUUAGUUAUACAUAUUAGAAAAAUUUAUGAAAUCUACGUUUUGAGUUAUUUUUUUUCCGAUUCAUUAAAUUAAUCUAUUAAUCCAUAUUAUUUAAGACAUCAUUAUUAGGAAAAAUCGUUAGGUUUAUCGAGAUAACAGAUAUUUUAAAAGAAAUGUACUGUUAUUCGGCUGAGUAAUUUUAAACAUUGUUACCAAAUAAGUCUUAAUUUACGCUUUAAAAUAAGUUUUAGUGUAUUAAGUUGAAGCUAUUCUAAUGUAGGAAUAUUUUUGGUAACUUUACUUAUACAACCUCUUAAAGAUAUAUUUAUGUACAAGAAUAAUUGUCCUUAUUUUUCGCCACUUUGCGUUUUGCUCAAUUGAAAUGGUUUAAUACAUUUUAUAUUUAUUUAUUUAACUAGUUUUAUAACGUUAGAAAAAAAUUCUACUUCAAUAAAAGUAUGUUCAAGUUAUAAUAGGUUUAUUUCAUUAUAAACAAUAUUAAAAUUGACUAUGGUAAUGUUGAAUAGUUCAAAUAGACAUUUUGAUUAAAUGUUAAUAAUAAAAAGUCAUUAAAUAAAAAUAAAAUAUAAUUUAAAG
Messenger RNA from Sitophilus oryzae (rice weevil), 3430 nucleotides. It is a transcript of the gene mas, whose product is annotated as protein masquerade. The transcript is spliced from 8 exons. Gene Ontology annotation, biological process: proteolysis. Bases 255 to 2462 code for a protein of 735 amino acids. Gene Ontology annotation, molecular function: serine-type endopeptidase activity. Lineage: Eukaryota; Metazoa; Arthropoda; Insecta; Coleoptera; Curculionidae. The record is from RefSeq and is a predicted model, not a curated record.